AUGGGCAAACCAAAACGCAGCAACGUUCUAGCUGCCGCCGAAGAGUCGGCGACACCGCCGGAUCAGCUAGCCGAGUCGCAAUCUGUCGCACGCGUCGUGAAGGCCGAGGGCAACAACCUCUACACGUGCACGCUGCCCAACACGAAGCCCAUCCUCGUCGAGCUCGAGACUCGGUUCCGCAGCACAAUAUGGAUCAAGCGGGGCGGCUAUGUGCUGGUGGACCUGGCGUCGGCGGACGAGCGGGCGCCCAACAGCAGGGUCGUGGGCGAGAUCAUUAAUGUCGUGCGCGACGAGAAGGAGUGGAGGAAGCGGCCUUACUGGCCCAAGCAGUUUACAAAAAAUACGUACGACGACGAGGACGAGGACUCGACGGUGGGGAAGAUGCCGCCUAGCGACUCGGAGGACGAGGAC
Molecule: messenger RNA, 411 nt
Organism: Lasiosphaeria miniovina
Lineage: Eukaryota; Fungi; Ascomycota; Sordariomycetes; Sordariales; Lasiosphaeriaceae
Exons: 2
Biological process (GO): translational initiation
Cellular component (GO): nucleus
Molecular function (GO): RNA binding; translation initiation factor activity
Source: RefSeq, a predicted model, not a curated record